AAGCCGGAGAGUUCGUUUCAGUUUGGAGUUGCAUUUCAAACGGACAAUAAGUCAGUCUGCGACGCGCAGCGCUAGUAAGCACAAGUAACUUUCUGUCGAAAUAGAUUCCCCUUCGGUUCGAAUCGAAACCCCAUAACUAUACACUAAAUAGUGUGUGCUGUGCAGUGUGUGAACUACGUGACUUUCGACAUAUCUACAGCCACCACCGUAUUUCAAACGAGACACGAAACUCACAAGAGAGUGCAUUCGCAUCGAAUCCAAAAAAGUGUAACUGUAUUUGUGGUGUUGAGCUCUGCACGCGAUAGCAACGUGACGACAAGAAGUGCGAUAGUUAAUUUCAAUCAAUUUGAAUUUGCGACCGAAGUUAGCAACCGUUCGUAAAAAUGCCCCGUCCAGUGAAGUUCUUCUACGAUCUGCUGUCGACGCACUCGAGAGCCCUCUACAUGUUCUUUGAGGCCACCAAAAUCCCGUACGAUCCGAUUCCGGUUUGCGCCACCAAAGGCGAGCAUCUGACCGACGAGUACCGCGAGUGCGUCAACCGCUUCCAGCAAGUACCCAGCAUCAUCGACGAUGGCUUCAAAUUAUCCAACGGCGUCACCAUUCUCAAGUACCUGAUCCGUGAGAAACUAAUCCCGGAACACUGGUACCCUCGCGAUAGCCAACUGCGAGCCAAGAUCGAUGAAUAUCUCGAGUGGCAGCACGACAAUAGUUCAAAGGUGUGCAAUGCCUUUGUCCAGGAAAAGUGGAGCCUCCUGAACAUCGAAGACGAACGCUCCAGCGAACAGAAAGUCGAGGAAUACCGCCGCCAGAUGGAGCAGAACCUGAAUCAGCUGGAACGGGAAUGGUUGGUGCCCGGACGGUUCAUCAUUGGCGAUCGGAUUACCAUCGCGGACAUUCUGGCCGCUUGCGAGAUCGAGCAGCCUAAGAUUGUCGGCAUGGAUCCGUUCCAGGGAAGACCAAAGCUAGCGGCCUGGCUCGAAAAGGUGCGUUACACCAUGACGCCCUACUACCAGGAAGCACACCAGGACUUUUACAAGUUCACCGAGAAAGCCUCGGUGAAGAAUUGAAUGGGAAGAUUUAUGGACUUGCCGGUUGCCGGGUGGAGAGUGGAUAGUCGACGAUCUCAAGGUCGUCGUUUUGUAAUGAGUUAGACUUCUAGAUGUAUUAUAUACAUUUAUAACUUAGCAUUGUAUAUUUAGUCGAUAUUAACCAGUUAAGUUUUCUAGUCGAUAAGUGCUUUAAGAUUAUGUCAAUAAAAUGGAAAUGACUCUUUA
Aedes aegypti (yellow fever mosquito) is the source of this 1274-nucleotide messenger RNA. Its product is annotated as glutathione S-transferase theta-1. Gene Ontology annotation, biological process: glutathione metabolic process. Lineage: Eukaryota; Metazoa; Arthropoda; Insecta; Diptera; Culicidae. Gene Ontology annotation, cellular component: cytoplasm. The transcript has 2 exons. The record is from RefSeq and is a predicted model, not a curated record. The coding region runs from base 384 to 1067 and encodes 227 amino acids. Gene Ontology annotation, molecular function: glutathione transferase activity.